AUGCGUCUAUUAAACGCCAAAAACUUCACACUGAUCGACUUCCCAUCCCACCGAAUCCCACCGUAUGUGAUUCUCUCGCAUACGUGGGGAGCGGAAGAGAUCAGCCUCAGUGAUAUGCAAGGUCCUACCGCAAGACUAAAGAAAGGAUGGGACAAAGUCAAGUCAACCUGCGCUCAGGCGAUAAAAGAUGGAUUCGAAUACGCCUGGAUCGAUACGUGUUGCAUUGACAAAUCGAGCAGCGCUGAGUUGUCGGAGGCGCUCAAUUCGAUGUUUUUGUGGUAUACGAAUGCCGCCCUAUGCUACGCGUACUUAUCCGAUGUUCCGCGAAGUUGUGACCCUUAUCAGGAAGGCUCGGAAUUUGAGAGAAGCAGGUGGUUUACAAGAGGCUGGACCCUCCAGGAACUGCUGGCGUCACGGGAGAUCUUUUUCUUCUCGCGCGAGUGGGUGAUGAUCGGAGAGAAGAGUACUAUGACAGCGACCUUGUCUCGGAUCACCAAUAUCGACGAAGAGGUUAUCGUGGAUCCGAGCCAGCUGGGCUCAGUAAGCAUCGCGAAGCGAAUGUCCUGGGCAGCACAUCGUAAAACCACCCGCCCCGAGGACGUGGCAUAUUGUUUGAUGGGGAUCUUCUCGGUAAACAUGCCCCUGCACUAUGGUGAAGGAGGGGAACAAGCGUUUAAACGACUCCAAGAAGAAAUGAUUAGAGAUUACGACGAUAGUUUGAUAUUCGCAUGGUACGACUCUGAGGCCAAGCUUAACACUCGCCACGACUCGCUGGCCAAAUCUCCCGCGCAAUUCGCCCUCUGGAGCGAAACUGUGGCAUAUCAUGCUUCCCCGGAAGAUGUCCCUUUCGGGUGGGCCAAUGACUACGCCCAGGUAUCAGACUCAGGCUACGCAUCCAUGUCAAAUAAAGCUUUUAAGUCCGGUAUUGCAACAGAGACACAUCAGGAUAACAUAGAAGGAGUGGGCCAGGUGGCGGAAGGAAACACUGAUGAAUAUUCCUCCACUAACGCAUAUGUCACCGAGGAAGGCUCACUUGACGAUGAUGAUGCAGCCAUGGAUGAUGCCGACUCGGCAUAUUCAUUAGGCCCCUACAUUCACCCAUCCAAAAAAGAGGCAUAUAUUCUGUCACUUGCUGAAGAUCUACUAAACAGGGCCAUAACAGAGAGGCUUGAUGAAGAAACAUUGAACAAGGUCUUUGCAGUCCUCCCGAACCUUUUGAAAACAUUCGCCUCGAUGAGUGGAUCUAGUGAGUCAAUGCAAAUAUAUCGAGAUGUGAUGGUAUUUAUACGAAGGCAUAGAAGGGAGAUCUCCGAUAUGGUCAGACAAAGGUAUCUUGAUGAAAACAAGGGCCGACCCAGUGUGCUCGGCGACAAAAUGGCUAAGAUGGACUUGAACGACAUUAUGAGCAAAUGGGGUCCACACACUGACACCGAAGGAGACCCAAAUGCUCCUCCAGAGCUUCCACCAGAUAUUGCCUUCCAGGAUGAUGAUGAUGAUGAGAUAUUUGAUGAAGGAGAGCAAGACACUGAUAUCCUCCCGGAACUUUCUACAUAUAAAGAGUUUGUAUCAAAUCUUCCCUCAUACGCAUGGCUUCUACGGAAUAUCCGGAAAGAGAUUUAUUUGAGUAACAUAGGAGAGACUCAUACCAAUAUCAGGCGGGCAAUUUUAGAUUGCCUGCCCAAAGCCCAACAUGUCAGCAGAAAACAGGCGCCGCCCCGGCACACUUUGAUUCUAAUUGCAGAUUGGAAUCCAAAUACAUUUCUGGAGGAGCAAGGGUACUUGGAAAGCCCUAUGAAGGCCAUAGAGCGGGCCAUUACAAUUACUGGAUCAAGGACAGAUGCCCAAGCAGCAACAACUAUACAAUACUUGAGUCAGACAUGGCCAUCAACUGGUAUUCAUCUUCUACGUAUAGUGAAGCAUAUCGUUGUAAAUGCUGCCGGGGAACGGUAUUCAUACAAUCUUCCUGAUGGAACAAAGCUCAUUGCAUGCUUGCAAGGAUCUGAGGUCAGGCUUGAAGUGACAGGGAUUUCAGAAUGUAUCGCAGAGAUCGGAGAGCAGCUCGCUUGGCUUGGAGCAGCUCUUCGCUCGUCACCAUAUGAGACUGGAGUCGCCGUUUGCAAUGCAUUUGCUAGCGAAUUCGGGAUGGAGGAGCUGGAAGAUUCAACUUCGCCAUCAUUCUCACGAUUCUUUUUCCAUAUCAGCUUCAAUCUUGAAUUCGUCGACGAAGCCGAGAUAUCAUCAAGUGGCCAAUGCUGGCACCAGCUAUUCGGAAACCCCGUGAUAGUGAGCGGCUAUCCUGUUCUACGGCGGCCAAUGUCAAACCUAGGCAUCGAAAUCAGUCUGGAUACCAUGGCACGUCUAGUGAAAACGCAGCACAUUAACACCUUCAACAGGAAAUUCUAUAUCAAAGGAUUUUGUGUAAUGCUGGUGCCAACCCACUCCUAUGAUGAUAUCAUUGUUUGGCAUUUACUACACAAGAGGAACGGAGAACGCAUAUCGUACAAUGAGACUAUUAGCGGCCACGCCGAUAUUAGUCUGUCUGCUUUGGAAAAAAGUCGACAUAUCCUGGGUUGGUGUCCAAAGGUCCGAUAUCUUGCUGGGGCCGCCGAUGCAACUUACAGUAUUGAUAGAUCUUGGCUCAGAGGCCCUCAAGCUGAAUGCAAAUUAAAAGAUGCCCAAGUUUCUCAAGGAAAAUUGAUCCAGUCCGAUCAUAAAGCAGCCUUUGGGAAUAAAGACAAGUCACCACACGUUUCACGGGGUACCUACAAAGCCAAACUCUUUUCAAUUUCCAGAAAGUAUGUGGUGCUCUGGGAUGUCCAAGACAAACGCGGGUGGUUGGUGAAUGCAACAAGCGCACUGCUGCAUCUUCUCAGAGCCUCGAUUGAAUAUAACAAAGCGGAUGAACUUUCAAGUUGUUUCCUUUUUGAAUCGACAGACUUUAAAGAAGCCGAGGUCCCAUACACGGCUAGUGCAGCCAUCGAGGUGCUGAUGAAUACCGCAAAUCUUAAUAUGGUGCUUUACGACGAAGGUGAUCUGGAUGAAAACGUCCAGUUCCGUGUCCGUGAUCGCAUUGAGGCCUUGUAUCAAACUCUUGAGAAGAUAAUUGAUUAUCAAGAGAUGAUUGCAGGACGAAAUGGCGAGGGACUCAUAUUGAAGUCACGCAAAGAUCUUGAGGGCUGGGACUUCAAAGACAUCGCAACAAAUGAAGAUCCUAUCUAUCCCCGUCUCGCAAAGUUAAAGACUAUGGGCAAGGGAUGGGUUGACUUUACUCGGGCUAUUCAAGCUGUCACCUUGUUUGGCAGAGGCUUUCGUAAUAUAAUCGAACCUGUGAGAAACUCUGGGAUGUGUAGCCACUGGAAGGCUCUACCACCCAAUAAGUAUUAUCUGGCUGCGAGUAUGGCGGAUCUCAGCAGGAUCAUAGACCGCUUCGGUAAUCCAAGAGCAAACCCCCCGCGACUGACGGAGUCAAUUGCUUGGAAUCCUUCGAUAAUAACGUUCAAAGAGAUGCGUGAGUGCAGAGCAGAUUCUCCAUGUCAGUAUGAGCUUUCGCAGACAAUGCUGCCUUCAAAGCUGAGCCAAAGGCCUUUAAGGAGGGUCCCCUUCCCAUUAAGAGACAUCGGGGCGGUUGUCUUUGGUUAUAAUAAGGACGCUAGAUGGAUAUGGAACGACAUUGGGCAUCCUAAGAAAGGAGACCUACCAGAAUCAGAUGAGGAAUCAGACGAUGAUGAUUUUCCAAACGACAGCGGCAUUGGAUCUUCCAGUGGUAUCUCAUCUACGAUUCCUACGUAUGAGGCACAUGGAGAUCUGCGAAACGGAUCAAUAUGCAGCGCUCUUGCGCAUGAGAAUUACAAGAUUGCAAUAAUAUGUGCUCUACCAAAGGAACUGAUGGCUAUUCGGGCUUUGUUCGAUAACCUCCAGUGCGAUCUACCGCAGCAUGAAAACGAUACCAAUUCCUAUGCCCUCGGCCGAAUGGGUUAUCACAAUGUGGUCGCGGCCUGUCUUCCAUAUGAGGAGUACGGUACAAAUGCUGCUUCCAAGGUCGCCUCAGAUAUGGAAAAAAGCUUCCCCAAUGUUAAGUGGUAUUUCGUCGUGGGAAUCGGUGGCGGAGUACCAUCAACAAAGGAUGAUAUUCGGCUAGGCGAUGUAGUGGUCAGUACUGGUGUGAUUCAACACGACAUGGGCAAAACUAUCCAGGGGGGCUCGGGGUUUAACCACACAGGCAUUAUCCAACGUCCCGCCAGGUCACUGAUGACUGCAGUUAGUAUGAUCAGGUCAGACCCUCGUCUUCCUCACAACCCGCUUGGGGGAUAUGUAGCAGACAUUGUUAAACUACAGUCCGAUUAUGGAAACCCAGGCGAAGAACAUGAUCAUCUAUUUCAGUUCGAUUCUAAGCACGAAGCCGGCCAGGCUACGUGCAAAAGUUGUACGGGUCCUCGAGCUGUUCGGAAGUCGCGACCACCUGGACCACAUAUUCAUUACGGCCUCAUUGCCUCUGGCAAUCAAGUCAUCAAAGACGCAAAAACCAGAGACCGCCUUCGCGACGAUAUGAACAUCCUCUGCUUCGAGAUGGAGGGCGCCGGUGUUAUGACAACCAGUAAUUGUUUGGUUAUUCGAGGAAUAUGCGACUACGCAGACUCGCAUAAGAAUGAUGGAUGGCAUAAAUACGCUGCAGCUACUGCCGCUGCUUACACGAAGUUUUUCCUUUCCCACCUGCAGAGCUUUGAUAUGCUUAGCCGUGGUGUGGUGUAUGUGCAAAAGCGAGCAGGUUCCCUUUUUGAUGAGGAGGAAAAUGAGGCCAAGAGAUUACGAUACGAUUGGGAGUGA
Aspergillus pseudonomiae is the source of this 4824-nucleotide messenger RNA. RefSeq lists its product as uncharacterized. The transcript is spliced from 4 exons. Lineage: Eukaryota; Fungi; Ascomycota; Eurotiomycetes; Eurotiales; Aspergillaceae. The coding region runs from base 1 to 4824 and encodes 1607 amino acids. Gene Ontology annotation, molecular function: catalytic activity. The record is from RefSeq and is a predicted model, not a curated record. Gene Ontology annotation, biological process: nucleoside metabolic process.